This is a messenger RNA of Leucoraja erinaceus (little skate), 788 nucleotides long. Its product is annotated as cytochrome P450 3A19-like. The record is from RefSeq and is a predicted model, not a curated record. The coding region runs from base 77 to 511 and encodes 144 amino acids. The transcript has 3 exons. Lineage: Eukaryota; Metazoa; Chordata; Chondrichthyes; Rajiformes; Rajidae. Gene Ontology annotation, molecular function: heme binding; oxidoreductase activity, acting on paired donors, with incorporation or reduction of molecular oxygen; iron ion binding.
UGAUGUCAGCGAUACUCAUCACUGGUCUUUGUGAUUCCUCCAACGACAGGGUUUGACCUACGAGGGUUUGGCGGGGAUGGAAUACCUGGGCCUGGUGGUGAAGGAGACGCUGAGACUGUUCCCGCCGCGGGUGUGGGUGCAGGCGGCGUGCACGCGGUCUACCGUGGCGUGCCACGUGAAGAUUCCCAGAGGGAUCCGGGUGGUCGUUCCCAUCUGGGUCAUGCAUCAUAGCCGGGAAUUCUGGGACCGACCGUGCCAAUUUAACCCACUCAGGUUCACCAGCACGGAGGAAGUUGCCCGUGACCCCCACUGCUUCCUGCCCUUUGGCCUCCGACCUCUGGCCACAGUGGGGAGUGAGGUCAGCAUCAUGCUGGUGAAGGUCGCCCUGGCUCUCGUGGUCAAAGCCUACACAUUCGCCCGGUGCGCUCAGACCCCGAUCUGCAUUGAGAUUGCCACAAUGGGCUCCACCAGAUCCAAGGAGCCCAUCUCUCUCCAGGUGGAGCUGCCAUAGACCACGGAGAAAUCUGCCCUACCCUGUGUCUCCCUUGUCGUUCUUUCAUCUACAAUGGCGAGAUGGGGGGGGGGGGGAAGAGAUUUCCCAGUCAGCAGCUUUUACAAGAAAGCCGAUGACCCAGAAGAUGGAUGGCUGCAUGGUCAUCUCCAUCAGUCUCAACGUCCAUGGAUCUCGGAGAAAAACCUUCAGCAAAAGAACAUGAGAAUCAAUAGAUUCCCACAAAUUGCUGUGGACUGCUCCAAUUAAUUCCUAUAACCUACUCACAAUAAAUAAA